Tigriopus californicus is the source of this 1218-nucleotide messenger RNA. RefSeq lists its product as uncharacterized. Lineage: Eukaryota; Metazoa; Arthropoda; Copepoda; Harpacticoida; Harpacticidae. The transcript has 2 exons. Gene Ontology annotation, molecular function: protein binding. The record is from RefSeq and is a predicted model, not a curated record. Bases 49 to 1056 code for a protein of 335 amino acids.
CUUAGUGAAUCGUUACUCAUCUCUUUGCCAACUUGAUCUCAAAACGAUAUGUUGAAGCUAUUGAUUUUGUCAGUUUUGGGGCUUGAAAUAUCUGCCUUGGUUUGUGAUCCAGGAUGGGUGCAAUCGUUUGACCGAUGUGAUCCAGGUCUAGCAUUCUUGGUUGGAGGAUCUCAUUUUGCUUUGGAUAAAAGGCUUGGCUUUUCCAACACCUCCGAAAUAUUUGCGCUAUCAAAAACCCUGGCAGAUUACCCUAGACUCAUUGACGCACCCAUCAUGACUUGGAAGGAUGACCACGUUCUAGUUUGCGGGGGUCGGAACCAAGGGGAAGAUGAUCCAGUAUUAAACGAAUGUUGGGAUUACUGGCCCUGUUCCAAUGAGUGGAAAGUCAGUAGCACCCCUCCACUGUUGACCACCAGAGUUGGAGCAUCCUUUGUCACGGUCUCCAUCCAAGGAAAACGAUACCUAUGGGUUUUGGGAGGAUCGGAAUCGGAUGAGAGCCAAAGUUUAGUUACCACUGAACUGCUGGAUUUUAGCACCAACCAAUGGUUGCCAGGACCCAAUCUAGCCUAUGGACGAUUCAGUUCUUGUGCCUUAGACUUGGGCGAAGGGUCCGUGAUGAUGGUUGGCGGUUUUCCAACUUACACGAAUACGGAAAUGAUCCAUUUGGAAGAUGGUAGUUAUUUAUCUCAGAACGAGAGUUUGAACGAAUUUCGUUGGGGACAUGGGUGUGCGAAUCUCCCAGAUGGUAGGCAACUGGCGCUUGGAGGAUUGGAUGAAAACUUCCUUUCCAAGUUGUCCACCGAAAUAUACGACGGAACCAAGUGGUUGAUGGGUCCAAGCCUUCCUUCGUCUAGGUCAGGCAUGACUGUUCUGAAUUUGGAUGGAAGACCAACUCUUUUUGGUGGGGUUCAACUGUCCGUCAUUUGGCACACCGAAGUCCUUGCAUUGGAUCUAGAUCAGGGUGAAUGGGUGGAGCUCCCAGAAAAAUUAUUGGAAGCCCACACCUCCGGAGCUGGAACUCUUGUGCCCAAUUCAAUUUUUGAUUCUUGCCCAUGAUGUGUCUAUUCAUUUACCAGAGAUGUUUUAAAAGGGUAUGUAAGUUUUCCAUUCGUCGGAGAGUGAAAAAUUGAGACUGGAUACAAAAUUCAAGAAUUUUAGUAAUAUAACUUCUUUUCGUCGAGAAAUAUGUGAACAGAUAAAUAAAAAUUUCACGAUGUU